UUUACAAAAAAAUAAAAAAAAAUUUAGUUCGUAUGAAGGAUGAUUGAAGUGGUAGUAGCAGUGAAAAAACAAAACAAAACAAAGCAAUCCUUCCCCCACCCCAUUUUGAUCUCCUCCAUUGCUUAAGAUUCUUCUUCUUCUUCUUCUUCACCUAAAGAGAGAAGUCACAUGUUCCUUCUUCUCCUUCUUCGUCCCUUAUACCUAAUAACCAAACCCUAGAUCCCAAGAUCGGAAGAGUUACUCAACCAUGAAGAGAGAUCUUCAUCAAUACCAAGGUCCCAACGCCACUCACGGGACUUGUUCUUCAUCCUCACCUCUACCACCUCUGUCUAAAGACAAGAUGAUGAUGGUCAAGGAAGAAGAAGACGGUAAUAACAUGGACGAGCUCCUCGCUGUCUUAGGUUACAAGGUUAGGUCAUCGGAGAUGGCUGAGGUCGCUUUGAAACUCGAGCAGUUAGAGACGAUGAUGGGGAAUGUUCAAGAAGAUGGCUUAUCUCAUCUCGCCACGGACACGGUUCAUUACAAUCCAUCGGAGCUUUACUCUUGGCUUGAUAAUAUGCUUACGGAGCUUAAUCCUCCUCCUCCUCCUCCUCCUCCUUCUUCUUUAGAUCCGAUUCUGAUUGAUAACAACUCCUUCCUCUGCACCGCCGGAGAUUCUUCUACUAUUACCUCCAUCGGCGGCGGCUUUCCGGCUUCUGAUUAUGACCUCAAAGUGAUUCCUGGAAACGCGAUUUAUCAGCAGAGAUCUCAAUUCGCGAUUGAUUCUUCUUCUUCUUCGAGUAAUCAGAACAAGCGUUUGAAGUCAUGCUCCAGCCCUGAUUCGAUGGUUACGUCCACCUCCACCACGGCUAUGCAGAUUGGUGGAGUCAUAGGCACGACGGUGACAACCACGACUACGACGGCGGCGGCGGCGGCUGAGUCAACUCGUUCUGUUAUCCUGGUUGACUCGCAGGAGAACGGUGUUCGUCUUGUCCACGCGCUCAUGGCUUGUGCUGAAGCUGUGCAGCAGAACAAUCUCACUCUAGCGGAGGCUCUGGUGAAGCAAAUCGGAUGCUUAGCUGUCUCUCAAUCUGGAGCCAUGAGGAAAGUCGCGACUUAUUUCGCCGAAGCUCUCGCACGGCGGAUCUACCGUCUCUCUCCGCCGCAGAAUCAAAUCGACCAUUCUCUUUCCGAUACUCUUCAGAUGCACUUCUACGAGACUUGUCCUUAUCUCAAAUUCGCUCACUUUACGGCGAAUCAAGCUAUCCUUGAAGCCUUCCAAGGUAAGAAGAGGGUUCACGUCAUCGAUUUCUCCAUGAACCAAGGUCUUCAGUGGCCUGCGCUUAUGCAAGCUCUUGCUCUCCGAGAAGGAGGUCCUCCUGUUUUCCGGUUAACCGGGAUCGGUCCUCCGGCGCCGGAUAAUUCCGAUCAUCUCCACGAAGUUGGAUGUAAAUUAGCUCAGCUUGCGGAGGCCAUUCACGUCGAGUUCGAAUACCGUGGAUUCGUCGCUAACAGCUUAGCCGAUCUUGAUGCGUCGAUGCUUGAACUUAGACCGAGUGAAGUUGAAUCUGUUGCGGUGAACUCUGUUUUCGAGCUCCAUAAGCUCCUAGGUCGUCCCGGCGGGAUAGAGAAAGUCCUCGGCGUUGUGAAGCAGAUUAAACCGGUGAUUUUCACGGUGGUUGAGCAAGAAUCGAACCACAACGGACCGGUUUUCUUAGACCGGUUUACUGAAUCGCUGCAUUACUAUUCGACUCUGUUUGAUUCCUUGGAAGGAGUUCCGAGCAGCCAAGACAAAGUGAUGUCUGAAGUGUACUUGGGGAAACAGAUUUGCAACCUCGUGGCUUGUGAAGGUCCUGACCGCGUGGAGCGACACGAAACGCUGAGUCAAUGGGGAAACCGGUUCGGUUCGUCCGGUUUUGCGCCGGCACAUCUUGGGUCUAACGCGUUCAAGCAGGCCAGUAUGCUUCUGUCUGUGUUCAAUAGUGGCCAAGGUUAUCGUGUGGAGGAGAACAAUGGAUGUUUGAUGUUGGGAUGGCAUACUCGGCCGCUCAUUACCACCUCAGCUUGGAAACCCUCGGCGGCGCACUGAGUCAACUCCGAUGCCUUAGGUGGUGCUAUGGGGAACAACAGAUUCGGUCAUCUGAGCUGCCUCUCGAAGCCGAUGGUAUCGGCGCUAUGGGGUGAGAGGUAGACUCGGUCAUUUGAGACCGAAUCAGUGGACCGGUGAUGACAUAUGUUCGGACCAGACUAAACAAAACCGAACUGAAUCGAACCGUGUUUUGCCUGCUGUUUAUUUUAUUUAUUUUCCACUGUUUAAAAUUUUUAAAAUAUGAAAAAAAUAUCAUCGUUUUGGUAGGUCAUUUUUAAUUUAUGCCUGUUUUGGGAUCAAUUUUAAAUAGGCUGAGUAUGAUGUAUUUAAUUAAUAAAUAAUAUUUAUGAAA
Capsella rubella is the source of this 2420-nucleotide messenger RNA. Its product is annotated as DELLA protein RGA. The transcript has a single exon. Gene Ontology annotation, molecular function: DNA-binding transcription factor activity; sequence-specific DNA binding. Lineage: Eukaryota; Viridiplantae; Streptophyta; Magnoliopsida; Brassicales; Brassicaceae. The coding region runs from base 248 to 2068 and encodes 606 amino acids. Gene Ontology annotation, biological process: regulation of seed dormancy process; negative regulation of gibberellic acid mediated signaling pathway; negative regulation of seed germination. Gene Ontology annotation, cellular component: nucleus. The record is from RefSeq and is a predicted model, not a curated record.